Colossoma macropomum (tambaqui) is the source of this 3338-nucleotide messenger RNA. It is a transcript of the gene pmpca, whose product is annotated as peptidase, mitochondrial processing subunit alpha. Gene Ontology annotation, molecular function: metal ion binding; metalloendopeptidase activity. Bases 37 to 1590 code for a protein of 517 amino acids. The transcript is spliced from 13 exons. Gene Ontology annotation, cellular component: mitochondrion. The record is from RefSeq and is a predicted model, not a curated record. Lineage: Eukaryota; Metazoa; Chordata; Actinopteri; Characiformes; Serrasalmidae.
GUUUCCGGGCAUCGUCACGGUCACAGUGAAUCCGACAUGGCGGCUCACAUGUCCAGCUUCAGGUGUUGGAGCCGCGUUCAGAGGUUUGGCGUUGCUGCCUGUAGGCAGUACAGCAGUAGCAGUGGAUACCCCAGUGUCUCUCUGUCCACACCGCUACCCGGUAUCCCCAAGCCUCUGUUUGCUUCAGUUGAUGGGCAGGAGAAACACGAGACUAGAAUCACCACUUUAGAGAACGGCCUCCGAGUUGCAUCUCAAAACAAAUUUGGACAAUUCUGCACAGUUGGUAUUUUGGUAAAUUCAGGUUCUCGCCAUGAAGCCAAGUAUCCCAGUGGGAUUGCACACUUUUUGGAAAAGCUUGCUUUUUCUUCUACAUCCCAGUAUGGAAGUAAAGAUGAAAUUCUCCUGUCAUUGGAAAAACAUGGAGGGAUCUGUGACUGCCAGACAUCCAGGGACACAACAAUGUAUGCAGUCUCAGCUGAAGUAAAGGGCCUGGACACUGUGGUUAGCCUGUUGUCAGAUGCUGUUCUGCAGCCACGUUUAUUAGAUGAGGAAAUUGAGAUGACCCGCAUGACUGUGAAGUUUGAGUUGGAAGAUUUGAAUAUGAGACCCGAUCCGGAGCCUCUGUUGACCGAAAUGAUCCAUGCAGCAGCAUAUCGAGGGAACACAGUAGGUUUGCCUCGUUUCUGCCCUGCUGAGAACGUAGACAAGAUUGACCGGAAGCUGCUCCAUACAUACCUCCGGAGCUACUACUGCCCAGAGCGCAUGGUGCUGGCAGGUGUGGGGAUCGAGCAUGAGCAGCUGGUAGAGUGUGCCAGGAAGUACCUUCUGAAUGUGAAGCCAGUGUGGGGCACGAGCACACCUGAGAAAGUGGACCGAUCUGUGGCUCAGUACACAGGAGGCAUCAUAAAGAUAGAGAAGGAUAUGUCUGAUGUGAGUCUCGGACCCACACCCAUCCCAGAGCUCACUCACAUCAUGAUCGGCCUAGAGAGCUGCUCCUUUCUGGAGGAUGACUUCAUCCCUUUUGCUGUCCUCAACAUGAUGAUGGGAGGAGGAGGAUCCUUCUCAGCAGGCGGUCCAGGAAAAGGCAUGUUUACGCGGCUCUAUCUAAACGUUCUCAACAGGCAUCACUGGAUGUACAAUGCUACAUCGUACCAUCACAGCUAUGAGGACAGUGGCCUCCUCUGUAUUCAUGCCAGCGCAGACCCACGACAGGUGCGAGAAAUGGUUGAGAUAAUCACAAGGGAGUUUAUCCAGAUGGCUGGGACAGCAGGAGAGAUGGAACUGGAAAGAGCAAAGACUCAGCUGAAAUCCAUGCUGAUGAUGAACCUGGAGUCCAGGCCUGUCAUCUUUGAGGAUGUCGGACGGCAGGUUCUGGCCACAGGCAAAAGAAAGCUGCCGCAUGAGCUGUGCCAACUCAUUAGUAAUGUUACAGCCAGUGACAUCAAAAGAGUUACCACCAAGAUGCUACGUAGCAAGCCAGCUGUUGCUGCUCUGGGGGACCUGACCGAACUGCCCUCCUAUGAGCACAUCCAGGCUGCUCUCUCCAGCAAAGACGGCCGUCUGCCUCGUAUGUACCGUCUCUUCCGGUAGGAGUUCAUCACUUGGCAGCGAUUAUACUUGCUUACACCAAGGACUGACCUACGGUACAACCCGUUAACUGGCACUGGAGUGCAGUGUGACGGUGGACACUGAAGUUGCAGUUGUGUCUCUGCUGUAUAGAGCUUAGUAUAGUGACCUUAAAACUACUCUUUAUCUGUGGGGAGAUGAGGCACUAGAAGCAAGUUUCAUUUUGCCCCCAAAGGACUUAUAUUGACUCAUUUUUUGCAUGGUUUUGCUUUAAAUCCAGUGUCCAAAUUUAAUGCAGUUUUGCAGUAUCAUGUCAGGGGACUAUAGACCCCUGAAGUCAUGUGUUGAAAAUCAAUGCUGUUGGGUUCUGUGGCAACCAAACAGAUUCCAAACCCGACACAUUGUGUUCUACGUACAUUUACCCACUGAAUGUCACUGGAUCUUCUGAAUUACAAGGUUGUUAAGAAGUCAAAACAUGAAUUUGCAUUACUGUGCACUUGACAUCAUAAGACUGGCAACCACACUAAAAUACCACUAACAAACCAGUAGAGCACAUCUGCAGUAGCUGGAGUUAUAAUUUAAGUGUUAAAAUAUAAUAAUAGAUUUACUUUCAAGCAACAUUAUUUCAAUGCACAGGAGUGGCAGCUUGCUAUUAGCAUGGAUGUAGCAGUGCUCAUAUUUUGUAUGAACGGAGAACAAAAUGCAUCGGGUUUAGAACCUUUUGCUUAACCUUAACGAUCUUAGGGGUUAAAACCAUGUAGCUUACCACAGGAUGCAAUAGCAGAAAUUUUCAAAAAUCCCAUUAAUGUUUGUCAUAGAAAAAUGACCCAGAGUUUUUUUUUAAUAUGGGAAUGAUGCUGAUUACAGAAAGCUACAUGACUUCAGUGGUCUAUAAGCUGUAAUUUUGAAAGACCUGGUUUGGAUACAUUAAUGUGAUGCAACAGGUUAAUCCAGUCUCCUGGCCAUGUGCUGAUAAAGAUACUGAUUUAGUGCAUUGAAUGUAUGUUGGAAAACAGUUUAAUUGAAGUGAAUUGGUUAAAGUGAUUCAGCCAACAUGUGCUUCUGAUACAGGCACUGCUAUAAAUACAUGAUCUUUCAAUAAUUUCAGUAAAUACUGUAAUGCAGGCUUUAAACAUUGUUUAUUUAAAGAUAUUUUAGUUAUCACACUUUUUAGUGUGUUGGUGUGAUUUCUCUAAAAAAACAAUGGCAACUCAAUGUUGACAUCAACUUCGGAUUUUUUUUAACUAAACUAUAUAUAAAAUGAUCAAUAUAACUUGUGUCUACCCUAAAAAAGAUUUAAAAACUCAGGUACUGGAAAAAGUGACCAUGCAGAAAUCUUUUUAGGAAGAAUAAACUAAGAACUUUUCAAACAAGUCUGUUAUGAGAAACAUAGAAAGACUAUCAUGCAGUCCGAAGAACUGACAAUUCAAUGUUGUUUCCCAGACUUUCAAGGUUGUAGUUGAUGUGUUUUUGCUAGGGUUGGGCGAUAUGGCAAAAAUAUACUACCAGCAUGCCCAGACAACCAUUUACAAACAUCUUUCCUAGAAAGUCUGAUGUGGAGUCAGUCUUACAGUCUUAUGUUCACAUCAGUGCAUAUAAUAAAAUAUAGAUCCCUCUCAUACUUCUUUUCAUCAUAGUUUUACAGUUUCUGUUAACUUCUCAAAUCUUAAUUAUGCUGUAACUCUUAUCAUGUGAAUUUCCACAGGUCUUUUUCUGUGUAAAGUGUCUUUGUUGUUUUUGUUCAUAAAUGUGGUUUACAUACAUGUUCAGUA